UGAAACAGAAAUCACCACUUCCCCCUCCUCCUCCUGUGCCAUACAUUGAUUCUAUAACCAGUGAUUCAGUGACAGUUGCUUGGAGAAAUAGAAGUGUAAAAGAAAACCCAAUUAUUGGUUAUACAUUAUACUACAAAAAGAAUGGAGAUUGGUUGCACAUGAACAUCCCAGGAAACAGAACAACGUUUACUGUCAGUGGACUUAACUGUGGCUCACAUUAUGAGGUUUACAUGAUCAGCUUCAAUAAAAUUGGUGAAAGUGAAGCUGGAGAUAUUGUUCCAACACACACAAAAGGUGGAGAGCCUGUGCCACCCAAGAAGGAAGUUUUCAUUACUCCAAACACAACAUCUGUUACCUUACACUUAAACAAGUGGGAUGAUGGAGGGUGCCCUAUUUUUAAAAUGUCAGUUAAGUACAAAAUGCAACUAUCUUCAGAGUGGACAGUUAUAGCUACAAGGCUAAAACCUGAAGAAGGAGCUAUGACCCUACAUGACUUGAGGCCAGAAACCUGGUACAAUAUUCAAAUUACAGCACACAACAGUGCAGGCAAGACAGUAGCUGAAUACAGUGUUUUGACAUCAAUAUACUCUGGAAAUGGAGCUACGCUGAUUCCAGAGUUAAUAAUUAACACUGAAGAACCCCCAGCAUUCUACGAAGAUGCUGCAGUGAUUGUUCCUGUGGUAACAUCUCUUGUGGUGAUUGUAUCAGUUGUUGUUUUAGCCCUUGUGGUAUGUCAGAGAAAACAUUCUCCUGGAGCUAAGUAUCAAGGCCAACCAGUAAAGAACGAUAUAACUUCAGAUUCCUCAUUAAUGAACAGUGCAGAAAAGAAAUUAAACUCUGACCCCAAUAAUCAGCUUCCCAGUUGCAUCACCCGUCCAAAUAAAAUGGUUCCAUCAGAAACACAGAUGACAUGUUUAAGUCCAGGUGAAGACAUUUCUCCUUAUGCAACAUUUCAUACUGAAACAAGAUAUGAUUCACAAGCAGGGGAAAAUCCCAAACCAUCUCAAAAUAAGAGUUCCAGAGGAAUACUUCAAAAAAUGACACAAUUUCCGAAAAGCUCAAACGCUUGGACUCCAG
Limulus polyphemus (Atlantic horseshoe crab) is the source of this 1077-nucleotide messenger RNA. Its product is annotated as Down syndrome cell adhesion molecule-like protein Dscam2. NCBI's taxonomy places the organism in Eukaryota, Metazoa, Arthropoda, Merostomata, Xiphosura, Limulidae. The record is from RefSeq and is a predicted model, not a curated record. The annotation marks the transcript as partial. Gene Ontology annotation, molecular function: protein binding. The transcript is spliced from 8 exons.